CCCCCCAACAAAAGUCGAACUCCGCCUGUGAUGAUGCCUCACUCUCAUUGGUGCACUGGGGAACUGCGUUGAUGCGCUUGCAGUGAGACCGCUGCGAUCACUGUAAUAAAAACAGGCAACAAGGUGAAAACAAGCACCAGAGUCAGGCAACAAGGAGAAAACAAGCACCAGUCAGAGGGAGGACCGCAAGCAGACACUUCAUGUUGGAGACAUCUCUGCACAUUUGAUCAAACCCAACUGAGAAAUCUACUAAAGGAUGGAGUGGUAUGUCCUGGUGCUGAUGCUGAGCUUGCCCCACUCCGUGCACACACAUUGUUCUUCGCAGUGUCACAAAUGCUUGCAGCACAUUUUCAAGCCAAACAGCGCAUACAGUAGCCUGUGGUGUGGUGUGCUGUGUCAGGAUGAGCCGGUGCUGUGUGAGCAAGCCGCGGGGCUCGAGGACAUGAGACACGACGGUGAAAAGGCGCAGGAGGAUGAAGAAGUGGAAGGGGGCGACGAACAAUUCGAGGCGCAGCUCGCAAAGAGGCUGGAUCAGACCACCAGGGAGCUGCUGUCCUCCUCCGGGCGGGACACGCACGUCGCGGAGGGAGAAGCGGAGGACAGCCGGGAGGAGAACGCUCUCCGCGGCUCCGAGCACGUCAAACGCUACGGCGGCUUUUUACGCAAGUUCGGUCCAAAGUCGAAAAGAAGCGAAACGGAAGAACCCGAGGAGCUCCAGAAGCGCUACGGGGGCUUCAUGAGGCGGAUCAGACCGAAAUUGAACAACAUCAAGUGGGACAAGCGCUACGGAGGCUUCCUUCGUCGUCACUUCAAGAUUUCGGUGCGCUCCGCAGAGGAACCUUUCUCUUCCUACUACGACGACCUCAGCCAAGAAACAAGAUGAACUAAACGUAUGGCAACAUGAACGCUCACUGCAAUUUCACCUUCUCUAUUUUAACUCCACAACAUCGAUGCCUGUUGUACUCGCUGCCUUUAUGUCUGUGUGUCGUUGAAUACCAAGUUGUUGCUUGUUUAAUAAAACC
Corythoichthys intestinalis (scribbled pipefish) is the source of this 1022-nucleotide messenger RNA. It is a transcript of the gene pdyn, whose product is annotated as prodynorphin. Lineage: Eukaryota; Metazoa; Chordata; Actinopteri; Syngnathiformes; Syngnathidae. The transcript has 3 exons. Gene Ontology annotation, cellular component: plasma membrane; neuronal cell body; dendrite. Bases 257 to 883 code for a protein of 208 amino acids. Gene Ontology annotation, molecular function: opioid receptor binding. Gene Ontology annotation, biological process: sensory perception; chemical synaptic transmission; neuropeptide signaling pathway. The record is from RefSeq and is a predicted model, not a curated record.